This is a messenger RNA of Plectropomus leopardus (leopard coralgrouper), 6113 nucleotides long. RefSeq names its product potassium channel tetramerization domain containing 17 (gene kctd17). Gene Ontology annotation, molecular function: cullin family protein binding. Lineage: Eukaryota; Metazoa; Chordata; Actinopteri; Perciformes; Serranidae. Gene Ontology annotation, cellular component: cytoplasm; Cul3-RING ubiquitin ligase complex. Gene Ontology annotation, biological process: proteasome-mediated ubiquitin-dependent protein catabolic process; protein homooligomerization. The record is from RefSeq and is a predicted model, not a curated record.
CCGAGACAGCAGCAGACACGGACGGACGCCCUCGCUCGUCUUCAUCUCGUGUCUUUCCAAAUGGCAACGACGGCGGACGACCAGCGGGAAACGGAGGACGCCGUCGCCGCGUUGUCGACGCACCACCGCGGCUGCCACCACAACAGCAACAACAACAAUAAUAACAACAACAACAACAAAGAUAACGAGGCGGGAGAGACCGCGACGUCCGCCACCCCCGCCAGCACCACCGAACCCGGCGGGACGGCGUCACAGAGCAUCGGCAACGGCUCGGUAAUCAACCCCACCGGCGGAAACAGCGGGAAGUGGGUCCGGCUAAACGUCGGCGGCACCGUGUUCCUCACAACGCGGCAGACGCUCCUCAAAGAGCAAACUUCGUUCCUGUACCGGCUGUGCCAACAGCAGGACCUGCACUCAGACACGGAUGAGUCUGGAGCCUAUGUGAUUGACAGAGACCCCACUUACUUUGGUCCCAUCCUCAACUACUUGCGGCAUGGCAAACUGGUCUACAACAAGGAGCUGGCAGAAGAAGGCGUCCUGGAGGAGGCUGAGUUUUACAACAUCACCCCACUGAUCAAACUGAUCAAGGAAAGGAUUGUGGAGAGGGACUCCAAAGCCACACAGCAGGUGCCCCCCAAGCAUGUCUACCGAGUGUUGCAAUGCCAGGAGGAGGAGCUCACCCAGAUGGUCUCCACGAUGUCGGACGGCUGGAAGUUUGAGCAGGUCAGCGUGCGCGCCUGCAGAAAGCCCCGCACCGGACUGCUCUGGACUAUGGUGAACAUCGGCUCGUCGUACAGCUACGGGACAGAGGACCAGGCUGAGUUUCUCUGUGUUGUGUCCAAGGAGCUUCACACUCCAGGAUCUGGAUUGGCGACGGAGCAGAGCCACAAAACCAAGCCGACCGAGAUGCAGGAAGAGGAAGCCGCGAAGGAUGAGGAGGAGGAGGAGGAGGAGGAGGAGGGAGGGAGAGAUACCACGCCAAAUGAUUGGCUUAGAGAUUGAGGGAGUCAUGUUUCUUUGUUCCAAAGGGAGGCGGAAUGGCUUUUCCAGAUCCACGGGUCCCGGAUGUAGAAAUCAAAAGAAUAUAGCUUAUUUUUUUCUCGUCUUAUCCCUACAUGGUAUCCGCGCGCAUCAACGGACACUCAUCAAAACAGAGUUGUAGCAUCAGUUCUUUGACAAAAAUGCCAGUAAGAAAGAUUACCCAAAGGUAAAUUACAGCAACAUGUUCAGAAACAUUUUUCAGUCAGUAUAUUUUUUUUAAUGUAGAAAUGGUCAUGCAUUGGUGCGCACAAACGUUAUAUAUUGCCAAGGGCAAUAGUGGAGCUUAGUAAAUUCUAACCAAAGAUCAAGAUUAAAGCCGAACUAAGGUGCUCAACCAAAACACGACAGAAAAAAUCUGCCUGAAGAAAACUUUGUAGUGUAAAGUGAGCUGAUUCUGCGUCACUAUUACCUGAUAAAUGAAAGGAUCAGAUGAUAACAGUGUUGUGCAACUUUGAAUUAUUACAUUCCUUAAUGUUCCCAUAGUCUUUUCACUUUUUUUGUACUUGAGGCACAAGUUUGGAGAGAAAAAAAUCACCUUGGUCAACAAGCUGUUGACUGCAGGUAUUUCAGCCAGGACAUGGUUAAGCUUGUAGAAAACCACGACAAUUGCAUUAUUUGUUCCCGUCAGUGUGAAAACACUGGUUAGAUCUCAUUGUUCACUGACUCUGCAGCCCAAGCGGAUCUUACCAGUGUGAACUGCAUACAAAGAAGGGCUAUCCCCUAAAAGUUAGAAAUUCAAAUCAACAGUCAGAGACCCACAGAAAUGAAAGAAGCUGCUUGGACAGGUGGAGGGCUCGUAUACAUGCUGUGUCUUUAACUGCUUGGAAAAUGCGAGGUCAAGCGCUGGGUGCUACCCUUGUGCCAGCUUUGAAGAGCACAGAGGCAGGAUGCGUCUGGGUUGCUAAAUAACCAUCACGAGGGCACUAUCAUAGCUCUUACCAGAACUCCCAAGUGCAGAGCUGAUCGUCCUCCAGAAGAUGUUUUGUAAGUGUUUUUUUGCCCUAAAAUAUAGUCCGUGGGACAGAUGUGAAGCUGGGUAUCCGUGUGCUUAAAUGAUCAACUUUGCCUCAGUAUUUACCACAGACUGAUAUUUAUGGAUGAAGGGACGAUAUCUGCCGACUGUGAUUGAUUGUUGUCCUUACAUGACAUGCAGCAGCACCUGCCACGUAUCCGCAUUAAAAACAAUAGAGUUGAGGCAGCACAAAUAAAGUAGCAUGUGUACAGGCCCUUUUGCUUCGAAUUCGUGAAUUAACAGCUCACAGCAACUUAAUACGAUAAGGUCUCUGGCUUUUGUUUGAUAUCUAAUUUUGGCAAACAAUGUUGCACAUUAUCCAUUAGCUUAUUUACUGUAAGACUUGAAUGUCACACUCACACUGAUCCCCAUUUAAACUUUCAAACUUUAUGUAAAAAUUGAACAACUAAAUCUGAUUCGACUGGCAUAAUUCUGGGUAAAGCCCUAACACAGCACGUGUGAGUCAGUGCAGUACAGUUCUGAGUUGUGGGGAUGCAUUGACCUUACCUACCUGUAGUUAUGUGCUCUGUGUGAACAGUGGUUUAAUCUCAUGAAUCAGAUGUUAGCGCAGCCAUCUAUCAGUUUGAUGGAAUCAGUGUAGCUGGAGACAGACAUGUUAUCUUAUUCCUCACUGUUGCUUACUGGUCACCUUAAAAAGGUUUUAUCCCCCUGCAGACAAGCUGUCCAACAGACCUCGUAUACUGCUCUACAUUUUCCCCUGCACCAACACCCUGUCGUGCACUGAUGCACACCUGCAUCACCUCGUGCUGGUGCAUGCUCAGCAGCAGUGUCGUCUCAGUCUGUCACUCUGGCUGAGAUCCAGAGCCCAGACCGACAGAGAGAUGUUGGCAUGAGUCACAAAAAGACUGUAACAGAGACGUGUUGAGGGCAGGAGGAGGCGGUAUCAAAAGGAGAAGGAGAGACAGGAGAAUGAGUUGUAGCUCCGUUUUCUAACAGUGAUCGUCCAAAAAUGUCCUCUGUCAUCAUCUUUGUUUGUAAAAAGGAAAAAGGAAGAGCAGAUCUGCCGCAGUGCAGGUGUAUGAUUGAAAAGGGUCUAGGAAGUUAGAUCACACACAAAUUUUAACAACCUCUGUUGGCAACUUGUAGGAACUACACCACAAAUCAAAUGUGUAUCCCCUGCACAAAGUCCGUGGCUCAACCCUUGACAGUUUGUGUAGUGCUGUUUCAUUUCUAGGUGUUGCCAGCACAUUUAAAGUAAAACUCUGGAGCUGGAAAACAAAGUAACUUAAAAAUAACAGGGUGUUCUGUUUUUAUCAGCAGGUAAUAUAAUGUGUAAAUAUGCCUAAAAUACAUCUAUAACAGCCCAAAGUCAUGUUGCAGCUUAUCAGAAAACAUUAAACGAAAACAAAAGAAUAUAUAGAAAAUACUUUGUUAAACAGAUUCUGAUGGAAGCAGGGCAGGUCAUAUUCCUGGAGGCAUAAAUUACUCAAAUAAUUGAGUUGAUCAGCAGUGGGAGGAGCCAAACAACCAUAACAUUAAAGGGUUGCCAUACUAGUUAUCUAAUUAGUGCAGUCUGCAUUCCAAAUUGAAAGUUGAAACGGACAACUUUUCAACUUUUUCCAUUCUAGCAUUUACAAGUGAUAUUGUCGUUGGCUCCGCUGUUGUGGAGCUGGACUGCUUUCUGUUUUCCUCAAAGCUGAGCAACAGGGAUCUCUGUCUUGGCCGGUUAGAGUUUCCACAGUUUCUGCAAUUGUUCAUCAUCCACUGUUUCUUCUACUUGCAAUAGUAGCUGCAUACAACCAAAAUUAUACUUUUUGUAAUUGGGGAGAGCUACCAACAGCUAGAAAAGCUCUAUCCUUUUCUUGUUUUUGUUAUGCAAUGGUCGACACACUUCCAUUCUCUCCAGGAUUUCACUGGCUGUUUUGGGAUUAUUGUGAACUGAAAUAUCUGAUUUCACUUUAGUUUUUCUACAAAGUGGAAAUGCAUGCUCCACAGAUAAGGACAGGGAGAUAGAGAGAGACUGAAUGAAUCAAUACACUGCAUGCAGCUCUACAACAAAAUAAUAUUUUACCUGUUUCAAAUAGUUAAAUUUGUGGCACAGUUGUGGUGAUUGGAAAAAAUUGGGCGGUUGCACAGAUUUCAUAGGGAUUGGCAGAAUUUGUGUGAAUUGUUGUGAUCACAAUAUCCUGGAGGGACUGACUUUCUUUGUGCCGCAAAUCAAGCCUUCAUUUUUCCGGGAGGUUGUUACUGGUGGCACACAGAAUGGCACAAUGACAGUGAGGCUUACUGGGAACCAGUUGAACUGCUGAUGGUGGCAUUUUUCUAACAACAUAACACUGCAAUCAUCAUUUACUUCAUAAAGUUAAGGCAAAAUUCUUAUCAGUACUGGCCAACAGCUGUGUAGAUAAGACGCAGACAUGAUGAAAAUAUUUCCUAAAAAAAACCUGGGAGCUGUAGUUUUUAGUAACAUUACUCAAACAUGGGUAUAUAAAACAAUAAAACAAUUUUUCUAGUUUAUUUUCACUUUUAGCUGCAGUCCAAAUCACAUUUGGUAGGACUAAUUCAUAGUUGUUUUUGUUUUUUAUGGAAGUGGUUGACCAGAAUUAAAAUAUUAAAUAUCACUUAAUGUAUCCUUAAGUUAGUUGUGAAAGCUGUCCUGAAUUAACCCUAAGAAAAACUACAGUUCUUUGGCUCUGCCCGCUGAGGUUCAUCUCACGUAGAGAGAUUAUUUCUGCCUCUAAAGAUUUGGGCAGCCAUAUUGAGCGCUUGCUGUCAGCAGCUUAUGUCGAACCCCCCCGCUGUUUAGCUCCUUUGUAACAGACUGACUGAUUGACCGGCAACACACAGUCGGGAAACACACACGGGCUGUUUUAUACAGGCAAUAAGCACUUAGAGUUACAACGUGAGACAAUCCAGAAUUAGGAUCAUGACUUUUUUAAUAACAUUUUGAUAAUUAAAUCGAAAAAAAAAAAAGGCUGCAAAUACAAUAUUGUGUGCGUGCAUAGUGUCUCGUCCAUCUGAAGUAUAAACAGAUAUCCAGAACCUUUAAGGUUCUUUGCAAUACCUUAUAAAUGUUAGAAUAGUUACAUCAUGCUUCUGAUAAUCACAGUGACAGUGAUAUUAGCAGGAGGAAGAAGACUUUUUGUCAUUUUAUCUUUUUCUCACCUUUAUUUUUCUGCUCAGAUCAUUCGGUGCCUUGAGUUUAAGCAAAACUGACACCGACGUCAAAAAAUGGUCAUAGGUGUUUUACAUUUUUUUUAUAUGAUAUAUUAUAGCAGACGAAUGGGUAGUUUAUGAUCUCACUGAAAGUCCAAGUUUGUGUAAAUUCCUUCCAGUGCAUGUUUGUUCUGAGAAUUUUAUUUUUCAUAAAGUGCUGAGAUAAAGAAAGCUGAGUGUGAGGUGAAGCUGCUUUCAUGCAGCUCUUGCAGAAGGCUGAAGCUGUUUUAUAUAAAAUGUCAUGCUUUUUUUAUUUUUUUGUAUGUUCAGUUGUCUAAUUUAUUCUUUUGUUUUGAAUGUUACACGAUAAAAAGAAUUUCAACAUUUUUAAGUGGGGCGGGGGGGUUAAUGUCAUCUUUGGGUGACUUUUGCUUUUUUUCUACUUGACUUAUUUUUGACUAACCUGAUGAGCAACGAUAUAUAGAAAUACAAUCAUCAGGUUUACUAAGUAUGUUCGUUUUAGUUCACGUAAAUGGAGUUUUUUUUUCUUUGAUGAAAAUGAGUAGGUCAGUUUUAUAAACCUUCAUUUGCAUGUCCAGUGACCUGGUUUGGUUUGCUGGAUCCACACUUACUUUUCAUAUGUGUACACUGUGUUGUUUCUGCUGUACAGUAGAGUGUGUUUUCACAUAGUAUUCGAUGUGUAAAAGUCCUCUUUCAUUAUUCUGUGCAAAAAACAAACAUCUGCCAGGCAGCUGUGGAUAGAAAAAUAUCUUAAUCUGAUGCUGGAGUUUUGUUUUUUUUUCUGCUGUCCAUAGAGCCUCAGUGUCUGUAUACAUCAAACAAUGUGACACAUGCAUUGUAUAACGCCUCAGAUGAACCUGUACAGGCUUCAACGAACACUGUUUUGAUUUUUGUAUUUCACCUGAAAAACAUUUUCAACAAU